GAUAACAAAGCGCAGGCAGCAAACCAGCUACAGGCACACAGCAUAGCUUUGGUGUUGUAGCGAGCUCUAGCCAUGGCAUCUGCCUCUUGCAUUUCUUUGCUGUUGCUGGUAGCUCUGGCCGCCACGGCGGUGUCGGCCCAGCUGUCGCCGACGUUCUACGACACGUCGUGCCCCAGGGCCCUGGACACCAUCAAGAGCGGCGUGACGGCUGCCGUGAGCAGCAACCGCCGCAUGGGCGCGUCGCUGCUCAGGCUGCACUUCCACGACUGCUUUGUUAAUGGCUGCGACGCGUCCGUUCUGCUGUCAGGCAACGAGCAGGACGCGCCUGCGAACAAGGGCUCACUGCUGGGCUUCAGCGUCAUCGACAACAUCAAGACCCAGGUGGAGGCUAUCUGCAAGCAGACCGUCUCCUGCGCUGACAUCCUCACCGUCGCCGCCCGCGACUCUGUCGUCGCCCUCGGCGGGCCGUCAUGGACAGUUCCUCUCGGGAGACGGGACUCGACGAGCGCAACCGGGGAUACCGGGGACCUCCCGGCCCCAGACUCCAGCGUGGAACAGCUCCAGGCCGCGUUCUCCAAGAAGAACCUCAACACGGUGGACAUGGUGGCGCUCUCGGGAGCGCACACCAUCGGUCAGGCGCAGUGCCUCAACUUCAGGGACAGGCUCUACAACGAGACCAACAUCGACACGGCCUUCGCGACGUCACUCAAGGCCAACUGCCCGCGACCCACCGGCUCCGGCGACGGCAGCCUGGCGCCGCUGGACACGACAACGCCCAACGCGUUCGACAACGCCUACUACACCAACCUGCUGUCCCAGAAGGGGCUCCUGCACUCGGACCAGGUGCUCUUCAACAACGCUGCCACCGACAACACCGUCAGGAACUUCGCCUCCAGCGCGGCGGCCUUCUCCAGCGCCUUCGCCACGGCGAUGGUCAAGAUGGGCAACAUCCAGCCGCUCACCGGGACGCAGGGACAGAUCAGGCUCAGCUGCUCCAAGGUGAACUCGUGAUCAACGUACCACCCGACUCGCCAGCACUAUACGUGAAUGAAUAAGGCCACAGAAACUAGCGGCCAAUACUUCGGGAGUACCAGCGCAGUUCUACACUAGCUAGAACCGUGUAUAUAUAUAUAUAUAUACGUGCAGCAGAAAAUUAUGCAUGCACCUAGUACAUAUGUAACUAUCUAAUUCUAUCAUGCAAAGGCAUGCAGAAUUACUUGAAGAACCCACAGAGCUAUAGAAAGUUAUGCUGGCAUAUCCUUGAAA
This is a messenger RNA of Lolium rigidum, 1266 nucleotides long. RefSeq names its product peroxidase 2-like. Gene Ontology annotation, biological process: hydrogen peroxide catabolic process; response to oxidative stress. The coding region runs from base 73 to 1011 and encodes 312 amino acids. NCBI's taxonomy places the organism in Eukaryota, Viridiplantae, Streptophyta, Magnoliopsida, Poales, Poaceae. Gene Ontology annotation, molecular function: heme binding; peroxidase activity. The record is from RefSeq and is a predicted model, not a curated record. The transcript has 3 exons.